Messenger RNA from Seminavis robusta, 1941 nucleotides. Lineage: Eukaryota; Bacillariophyta; Bacillariophyceae; Naviculales; Naviculaceae. The record is from the annotation of a GenBank genome assembly.
AUUAACGGGCCAGUUGCUGCCAGCUCAAUUCAGAGCCGUACCUUCAACAUAUUCCAAAGGCCCUUGAAGGUGUUCCAAAUUUUGCCACAACACAUGGCUUUUACUUUGUAAAAAGCAAUGCCAAAGCAUUCGAAAAAAGCGUUUGCUAAGGUCUGAUAGGAUGCUUGGUGUGGCCACGUUUGUCCGAAAGAACUCUGGAAGGGCUUCUUGGACAGCUCAGACCCAGCUGGCAACCACCACGUCCAUCAUUCAUUGCUGCCCAGCCACAAGAGACAAGGAACACUUCUCGCUAUUUCAGCUGGCCAGCUGCAUCGCUGGCGAGAAGCCUUGAUGGUUGAGUCUUCUCCCGCCACAAUCAAUUUGGAGCUCACAAACCAACUCUCUCCGCUUGGAAAAGUUAUCAAAACAAUUUCAACCCGAAAAACAGACGGACCAACAGAGGUGUUGACUGUCUUUUUUUCUCCCCAGCUUACUUACCCCGCACAAUCAAUCAAUCAAUACCAAGAUGGCCUCUGUUACUUCUUCUGCUUCUGACAAACUCCCUGGUCUCCGCCGGAGCAGUACCAAUGGGAGUACGACUAGUUAUUGCGAUGCCCUUUCUCGCUUUGACCAACAAACCGAAGAAUUGAAAAAGCUUUUGGAUGACGGAGACGCGGUGUCCACCACGAGCGUCUGUGAAGACGAUGAAGAAGACUACAGCAGUGACGAAGAAGAAGACAGCGAUUGCUCGGACUACGAUUCCUCCGAUGACGACGAUGACAGUGACGAUGACAGCGAUUGGGACAGCGACUACGAAGACUUGGAAGCGGUUUUGUCCGGAGCUCCACCCAAAAAGGUCCUCUCGUCUCCCGCCUUGAGUGCCAUGGACACUAGCCUCCCAAACGCACAAGAGAAUGUCUUGCCCGGUUUCAUGAACCUCAAGGAUCGCAUGCGUCGUUCCUCCACCAGCUACUUGCAGUCUCCCGAGUUCACGAGCCGCGCAGAGCCCGAAACCAUUGAGAAUCCUUACGCGACCACUCGUCCCGACGAUCACUUGAAGGUUAUUUUGGAAGGAUUCUCGGCCGCCCGCUUUCCCAGUGAAACUUGGCACGAUUACUUUUUGAAAAUGACAGACAAGCACAUUGAAGCGCACACCACGGAAGUGGAACAGGCCAUUCGUGGCGAAGACUACGAUAGUCUGCGAGCCAUGCUGCGCGAUGGACACACCUUGCAGACAUGCAACAAACACGGGGAAUCCAUCAUUCACAUUGCCUGUCGUCGUGGCUCCCUGCAGUUGCUCGAAUUCCUCUUGGAGGAUGCCCAAAUUGACAUGCGCAUUCGCGAUGACAUGGGCCGCACGCCCCUUCACGAUGCCUGCUGGACGCAUCAUCCCAACUUUGAUGUCAUCAUGUUGUUGCUCGAGACAUCGCCCGAGCUGCUAUUCAUUGUGGAUUCACGCGGAUUCACGCCCUUGACGUAUGUUCCACGAGAAGCGUGGGGGGCUUGGUGUGAGUGGUUGCAAGAACACCGCAUGUUCUUGCGAGACAUGGUCAAGACCCUUCGCUGGGAUCGGGCUCGCUACUUUGUCAAGACCAUGGUGCCUUGUUUGAAAUUCUAAAUGAACAAGAGUUCAGCAAUUCUUUGAACUGGUUCUGUCCCAAGGUCCUAAAGCACCUUCCUGGCUGGUUGUCUGCGGCAGGCAACCAGCCAGCCAAGCCCCAUCACCACUCUUGUCUGUUUGUUUGAUUGAUUGAUGCAUAUUAUUACGAAAGUUGGAGAUGGCACCGCGUCUUGAGGUCAGACGCGGUCCACUCUUCAACACUGCCAUCCCUAUGCAUCCAACCGAUGCUUCUUCUUCUUCACUCGGCUUCUUCACUACACUUGUGAAAUGGCUGCAUCAGGUAUACUACUAUGAUACUACUAGCACUGCUUCUACAUACAUUACUACUAGCUAUGCAUUAC